Molecule: messenger RNA, 5545 nt
Organism: Labrus mixtus (cuckoo wrasse)
Lineage: Eukaryota; Metazoa; Chordata; Actinopteri; Labriformes; Labridae
Product: mucin-2
Exons: 5
Coding region: 197-4933 (1578 amino acids)
Source: RefSeq, a predicted model, not a curated record
AGUUUUCAGUUUGGAUCAGCGGAUAUUGUUCUGUAGCCCCUCCUGUCACCAACGUGCGUCACACACCUCGUUGGAGGGAAGACGCCAUGUUGGAAUAAAUCCCAACACUGUGUUUGUAUAAUUUUCUGCUCUUGAAUUAUCUACGUGGAUUCGUAGCUACACUUGGACAAACGGCGAACUAAAUACGACACCAAACAUGUCUUCGGACGAUUUUCAGACGAAGUACUCGUCAGUCAUGGAGAGCAUGCUAAAGAGUGCUAUCGCGGAGACUACCAAACUUUUCGAAACUAUGGUCGACGACCUGAAGGCAGAAAUAUCCAAAAUCAAGACGGAGAAUGAGGACCUCAAAAGAAGAUGUAGCCAAUUUGAAAAUGCGAGGAGCAAAACAACUACUAUGAGAGAGAGUGAGUCUGUUCCGGGACAAAGCAGAGGCUCUGAUAAACGUGACACAGCUGUUCAAUGUGAUCUUGUUUCUUUCCAUACGAUGCUGGUGGAGCAAUGUGAACCAUUGAGACCAUCAUCACUGCAAAAUCAAGAGCAACAAAGUGCAAAUGUUACAACGCAAGACGUUUGGCAGGAGCACAACUACGAGAAUCGUGGAAAGAGAGAUUCUCUGAUUGCCCUUUUACCUAAGAAACAGCUGGAGCAGUUUGAUUUCAAGCAAAAGGAAGUUGAGCCCAUUGCAUCCUUUGGGCAAGUCUUCAGAAACGAUACAGGUUCCCCAUUGGUCUCUGCUUGUGGAACUGAAAAUGGAGGGCGGGCCAUUAACAAGGAAUGUUCAAAUGCAGAAAAAUUAUCCCCUCAAAGAAAUGAAGAGACUGGAGUGGCCCUAGGACUGCCCCAUUUAGGAAUGGUUGGAAGUUUAACAGUUGUCCACAAACAGUCAUCUGAACAAGUGCUUUCUCAACACAUCUCAUCCACACCAAAACCUACAGCACCCAACAAAGGAGAAGAAUUAAAAAAGGUUGUGGCAAAAGAGGCUAGUAUCCAGCCUGACAUACCAGUACGACGAAGAAGAGGAAGGCCACCAAAGAAAGCAAAGCAUUUGAAACGGCCAGUGAAAAUAAUACUUCCACCAUCUUCUGAACAGAAGAAAGAAAUGAAAAAAAUAUUUAUGGAAGAUGGGGCAAUUAAGGCUCCAUCCACUGCUGUUUCUUCUACCAUUAAAACACAAAACACUCCAACAACUAAGUCACCACAAGUACCAUCAGUUCAGUCAAGACAACGCCACACCUCUGUAACUCUUCAGGAUGCAAUGCUAUUAGUUGAAGCCAUGAAUCAGUCAACAGGGGAAAAGGAACUUGAUUCCCCACAAAUAAUGGCAGUCAAAACCUUGCAAACUGUAAGGGAGGUGCCAGCUCAGUCAGGGACACAACCAGUUGAUCUUCAAACUACUACAACUGAUGAAGCUCUGGCCCACAAAAAGGUUGUCAUACUGAAACAGCAUAUGGUCUCACUAUCCAACACUGCUAAAUCUUCAAUAGCCACUUCAGCUGCUGCAACACAAACUGUUGUGAAGUCCCUUAAACAGAGCCCUUCAAAUGACCCAAUAAAACCAUUAGCACACAGCAAACAGGAGAAUGCUGUACCUAAAAAAAUAUUUGUCAUGUCAGGAUCAUUAGCUUCAAUGACAUCUAGUAAAUUUGCAGCAAAGUCUCCAACCCAGCUUUCAACUGAUGUGUCAACAGUCCAUUCUGCCCAAAAUAAAAGUGAACAACCAAGCUCGACUCCAUUAGACAAACCUCUUGAAAAACCUUCAAUUUCCUCUGUUAAACAACAGAAAUCGCUUCCUGUCGACACUUCCCAGUCGACUCCUCCCCAGACUGACUUACAGUCUCUUUCGCAUCCUAAAAUAACAAUUGUAAUUCCAAGACAGUUGUCAGCUGUGGCACUAAGGAAACAGAAAAUGGCUCUUGCAAAAAAGCAGGAAUUGCCACAGCUGAUGCCACAGGAGCUUAGCAUGUCUGGUGAAGUGCAAUCCAUCUUGGAUAAAGUUGCCACGAUAUUGUCUACAAAGCAGACUAAUACUUCUGACAACCUGGACUCUUCCAAACAAACUGACUCCUGUGCUGAUGCAACAAAUGAACCUUCAGAAACCAGUUCCAGUUUAGAUAUGUCUUCAGGGCUACCAUUGCCUAUUGAACAAAAGGUCUCUGCUGUCGUCAGAUUAAACAGGCUUCCAUUUCCAAUGGCAAAGGAAGAUGUAGUUUUACUGUCAAGGAUGCCUAGAAAUGAAUCAGCUGAAACAAGAUCCUUAUUGGAAGAAGGUGCCACAGAAGAGAAACCAUCAUCAGUACCAUUAUCAACUCAGCCAUCAGAGACACCUGUGUCAUCCUCUGACAUUUGUUCCAAUUCUAAAGAAACUUCUGUUUCUCUUAAAACCCCAGAGAUGUCAGGAACACAACACAAUGUUCCAAGGGAGUUACCAUUACGCUCUGGAAGAGCCACUGGUUUGGAUGAAUCAUCUACAUCAUCCAGGGUGUCAGCAUCAGUCCUUUCAAAAUCAACAAUAAUCAUUAACACUAUUGAGCCUUCAGCUUUACCUGAAGAGUCCCCAGAACAGACAACUUCAAAGUUGCAAAAAGAAAUAAUAAGCAUAGUAGUGCCGUACUGUACAUCACCCAGUGAUCCUGCUAUAGAACAGUCACCUGCUGUCAUUCAUCUGAGGUCCAUCAAACCCAAGGACCCAUCUGACCCUCAUUUACAGAUGACUAAAAGACAGUUCUUGGCCCAAUUAGCUGUGUCACCGAUCGUGCAAGACCCAAAACAGCCCCCCACCAAUGACUCUGUAGAUACCAACAGUUCCUGUCCUACAACCAGCACCAGCACCAGUGACAAAAAACAGUUACAAAAAGACGUCCUUGUGGCCAAUCUCAGACAUCACCUCAAAACUCACAUUCAGGCUAGAAACUCAGAGACAAGUCAGGAGUCAUGUACGGAAACAGAGACUCUCACUGGAUGCUCUAACAAGGCUAAAUUAGAAGAAGACAGUCCAGAGGACACAAGCACAGCCAUUGAACCCAUUCCUCUUAGUCCCAAAGAACAAGGAACGGUUUUGGAUGUAACAUCUCCUAAAAAGACAACCAGUGACCCCUCUCCUAUCACUACAAGGAGAUCUGGUAUAUGUAAAGACAGUGCAAGUUCCAAGAGAUCUCUAAGGGAUCUUUCCCCUGUCAGCUCAAGAAGGUUCAAAGCCAGUGGUGAAUCCAUGCCUGUGAAUCCCAACAGCUCAAAUUCAGGCAGAGAUUGCAUUGAUUCAAAACAUACAAAGACCUCUUCUGUGAGUCCUAGGACGUCUAACUCAACUGUAGAAAGUGCUUCCCCUAAAAAGACCAGAAACACUUCUGUUAGUCCUAGGAGGUCUAAUUCAACCAAACCAAGUGCUUCCCCUAAAAAGACCAGAAACACUUCUGUUAGUCCUAGGAGGUCUAAUUCAACCAAACCAAGUGCUAUCCCUAAAAAGACCAGAAACACUUCUGUUAGUCCUAGGAGGUCUAAUUCAACCAAACCAAAUGCUAUCCCUAAAAAGACCAGAAACAUUUCAGUUAGUCCUAGGAGGUCUAGUUCAACUAAACAAUGUUCUACCCCUAAAAAGACAAAAAUAACGCCUGUUAAUCCUAGAAGGACUUGUUCAACUAAAGAAAUCGCUAGUCCUAAGAAGAUCAAAACCAUUUAUGUGCAUCCCAGGAGGACUAGUUCAACUGGAGAUGGUCCUAGCCCAAAAAGUAAAAAAACAGUUGGUUGUCCUACUGAAACCCCUAAAAGGACUAGAUCGUUUUCUACUCGUCCUGGGACAUCUGGUUUAGGUAAAAAUUAUUCUAGCCCUAAAGUACCUACCAAUGAUGGUGCUUCCUCUAGAAAUGCUAAAAGUAGAACUAAUCUCCAAAAUGUUGGAAGGACUAAAUUGGCUGAGGGUGUUAGUUCUAGUAAGACUGGGGAAUCCACACCUGCCAAGAAACCCAAAUUAGCUCAAGUUCCUUGUCCAAAGAAUAAUUUAAGAGGGGUCGAUUCGAAGAAUUCGCCAAAAGACAAAACAGUAGCUAAAAUAGAAAAUCAAUCAAAUCUACUAAAUGGAGCCAAAACAAGCCAGUUAGCAGAGAACAGUGCUAGCACAGAGAAUGUAAAGAAAUGUACAGCUACAGGUUUGUGGACUCCUCCUACACUGCUAAUCGGUAAAACCCCUUUAGCAUUGAGAAAGAGGUCAAUGCAAUUAGAGACGGAAUCCCAGGAUCAGACAUUAGUUUACCCCCCCAGUGUUUCUCGCCAUCCAAUCCCUGUCAAAGCACCAGCUGUUGUAUCACCAUUACAGCCUUUAUCAGUCAUUGGUUGGCGUCUGUUGAAGAACCAGUGUGGGGAGUGUGGGCGUGUCCUCAGCAGCAAUGCUGCUCUGGAGAGCCACGUCAGUCUCCAUGCUGGUCGCCGUCCUUUCUCCUGCACACUUUGUGGAAAGCGCUUCCCAGACUCAAAGGGUCUAAAACGGCAUGGACGAGUGCACCGCAAUGGUAGGAUCCAUAUCUGCAAGCAGUGCGGGAAGGGAUUUGUCUACAGUUUUGGCCUUACUAAGCACCUCCAGAUAGUGCACGGCAGGAUCAAGCCUUUUGUCUGCCAGGUCUGCAACAAGGGAUUUUUCUCAAAGCGAGAUGUGGAGGCCCACAUCCGGAUCCACACAGGAGAGAAACCAUUCCAUUGCAACCUCUGUGAAAAAAAAUUUGCAAGGAGGACAGAACUAAAUAUGCAUUUGAGGUGGCAUAAUGGGGAGAAGAGACAUUGGUGUCCGUACUGUGGGAAAGGAUUUUUAGACCUCAAUAAUUUGAAAAGGCACAAAUAUACUCACACGGGAGAGAAACCACACUCCUGCCCACACUGCCCAAAGAACUUCUCACAGUCAGGCCACCUGAAAAAGCAUGUGAAGAAUGUGCAUAAAAUCCAAUGAGAGAUGGGCAUCCACUGAAAACAGUUUUAUGUUUAGUUUUCAUGUAUUUUUAUUUAAUUACUGAAAUUGUAACAAUUGUAUUUUUAGACUUCUUGUUACAUACAGAUCCUGUUUUUUGAUGCCACUUUAUUUUGAAGUGAAAGUAAAUAUGACAAAGUUUCUGUUAGCAGAUUACAUUAUUAUUUCAUUGUUUUCAUAGUUUUAAGUCAUGAAAGAGUAGUUCUUGGGAACAUUUUGAUGGGAUCUUAAAUGUUAAUGCCAUGUCUGCAUGCGGAGUGUGAAGCGAGGAACCUUUUGGCUUUACAAGAAGGCUAGAAAUAUACAUUUGUGCUGAUUCUUACAAAAAAAAAAGUACAGUAGUCCUUUGUAUGCUUAGAUUUAUAAAAAAAACUUAAUGGUAGAGCUUCAAAUGUGCUGGAUGCCUUUUCAGGUUUUGACAACAUAACGCUAGCCGUUUCUCCCUCACACCAGUCUUUAUGAAAAAAAGUGAUUUGUUCUUUAAUUACUCAAAACCUCAUUUCAGAUUUUUUUGCAAAUGUUGAAUUAUCAUUGAUUUGAUUGCUUUAAUCUACAUACACCUUUCCUGCAAAAAUUAAACCAACAUUUAAUGGG